AUGAUAUCUGGAAAUGGUUUUUCGGUUGGUCUGAUAAUCGAUUUAACGGACACCGAUCGCUACUACGAUCGCAAAGAUAUCGAAGGACUGUGUGUGCAGUAUGAAAAAAUCAAUUGUCCUGGGCGAGGAUCCAUGAUCGGUGUGCACUGUACGGAUGGCGUUAAUCGCAGUGGUUAUUUGAUUUGUCGUUAUCUGAUCGAUCGACUGGGCUGGUCCUCGCAUGAUGCUAUUGAUGCUUUUGAGCGUGCACGCGGUUAUACGAUUGAACGUGGAUCAUAUGUGCAGGCGUUGCACCGAGCAGCUAAGGAAAGACGAACAAAAAAACGUCAUAAGUUGAAUGAAGAGGUGGCUUCGAGUGAUGAAUCAGAAAUUCAAAAAAUGCUAAGAAAACGAAAUAAACACAAAAAGAGGAGGCGUAACGAUGAGAAUGGUACACCCGAUAUGGAAGCAGUCCUUAAUCAAAUGGCUCGGGCUUUUGAGGUACUACAGCCUCAACUUUUAGCCAAUAAUUUUCAACAAUCUCAGCAACAUCAAUCGUCAUUGAAUUUACUUAGCGAGAGCCAACCAAACUACGGUAUGGAAGUAAGCAUUGGUCCCGUUGAUAUGCAGCAGCAGCAGCAACAACAACAGCAGCAGCACUCGCAAGGUGCUUCAUCCUACCUUUCAGCUGAAAACAGCCCAUUUGUUGGCAGUACAGGCACCGGAGAAGAUGAUGAACUCAGUGCGGAGCAGGAAAUGCAAACGCCGAGUACUGGCGAUGAGCCGGACAUUGAAGUUUCGAAAUCGAAAAAACGGCGCGAGAGACGACUGAGACUGCAGAAACAAUUCGCAGUGAUGAAAACAGGAAAUUUUUGGAAAAUAAAUGAAAUGCAAAAGGAGAAAUUUGGUACCUCGUGA
Molecule: messenger RNA, 897 nt
Organism: Gongylonema pulchrum
Lineage: Eukaryota; Metazoa; Nematoda; Chromadorea; Rhabditida; Gongylonematidae
Source: the annotation of a GenBank genome assembly